Molecule: messenger RNA, 2482 nt
Organism: Darwinula stevensoni
Lineage: Eukaryota; Metazoa; Arthropoda; Ostracoda; Podocopida; Darwinulidae
Source: the annotation of a GenBank genome assembly
GGGCGGCAUGGGCGGUUGCGCCAGGCAAGUCUUCCUCCCCGAGGUAGACCUCCGUUAGCCCCCAGACCUCUCGCAGGCUCCCGCCUGUAGAAAUGCUGGACAUCUUCCGCGGGCUCAAGAACCUCAUCAAGGUCAGCCACGUGCACAUCGAUUCCACCGUCUUCCGGCUUCACUAUUCCAUCACCGUCAUGAUGCUGCUCGCCUUCAGCUUGAUCGUCACCACUCGCCAGUACGUGGGGAAUCCCAUCGACUGCAUCCACAACAAGGACAUCCCCGAGGAUGUGAUCAAUACCUAUUGUUGGAUCCAUUCCACUUACACCAUCCCCGAUGCUCACGGUCUCAAAGUCCCGGACUUUGUACCGCAUCCAGGAGUGGCUCAGAGCAAACGGAACGGCGAGGAAUUGCAAAGGAAGUACGUCAAGUACUACCAGUGGGUGUGCUUCUGCCUGUUCUUCCAGGCGAUUCUCUUCUACAUCCCGCGCUGGCUGUGGAAGAACUGGGAGGCGGGGAAGAUCCAAGCCCUGAUGAUGGACUUGGACGUGGGCAUCUGCUCGGAGGUGGAAAAGAAGCAGAAGAAGAAACUCCUCCUCGACUACCUGAGCGAGAACAUCCGCCACCACAACUGGUGGGCGUACAGAUACUUCUUCUGCGAGCUCCUCGCCUUCUCCAACAUCGUGGGGCAGAUGUUCCUGAUGAACAAGUUCUUCGAUGGCCUCUUCCUCACGUACGGUCUGGACGUGAUCACAUUCACCGAGUGGGACCAGGAGGACCGAGUAGACCCGAUGAUUUACGUGUUCCCCCGAAUGACCAAGUGCACGUUCCACAUUCCGCGGAUGCGGGCGUACCUGCUGUCGCUCCGCUUCCGCGUCGUCAACAAGGAGGUGAUCAACACCAUCGUCCGACGCUCCAAGAUGGGUGACUGGUUCCUCUUCUACAUGCUCGGACAGAACAUAGACACGUUGAUCUUCAAGGACAUGUAUGACGUUCUCAAGGGCCUGGGAUCUCUCGUCCGAAUCAAGCAUUAUCGGACAGACUCCACCAUUUUCCAACUCCAUUAUUUUAUGACUGUGAUUCUGCUGGUGGCUUUCAGUAUCCUGGUGACAUGCCGACAAUACGUUGGCAGCCCCAUUCAUUGCAACAAACCCGAGAACGUCGACUCGGAUGUGCUCAACACGUUUUGUUGGAUUCAGUCGACUUUCACCUUCCCCCAUGCCCACAGUAUGAAGCCGGACGAAGUGCCCCAUCCUGGCAUCAUCUCGAAUUUCAAAGACGGACAGUACGAGAAGAAGUAUGUUAAGUACUAUCAGUGGGUGUGCUUCACUCUCUUCGCUCAGGCGAUUCUGUUCUACAUUCCCCGGUACCUGUGGAAGACAUGGGAAGGAGGGAAGGUGGAGGCCCUCAGCGCUGGCCUCGAUCUUUGCCUCGCCCCUGACUCCGAGGAGAAGAAGAACCAUCUCGUGGAUUAUCUGGAUCGGAACAUGGGGAAUCACAAUUGGUACUGCAUCAAGUACUUCAUCUGCGAACUCCUCUCCCUCGUCAAUCUCGUCGGACAAUUGUUCUUCCUCGACCGAUUCUUCCAAGGCUUGUUCUUCAGUUAUGGCCUGGAAGUGAUCUCGUACAUACAACUCGUACAAGCUGAUCAAGAUAAUAGAGCCGACCCGCUGAUCUACGUCUUUCCAAGGAUGACGAAAUGCGAAUUCCAUUACUUCGGUCCCUCGGGAGGGAAAAUGUAUUUCGAUGCCAUCUGCAUCCUUCCGCUCAAUAUUAUCAACGAGAAGGUCUACAUCUUCCUCUGGUUCUGGUUUUUCUUCUUGUUGGGGGCGACCUUACUUCUCGGAGUCUACCGACUCUUCAUCGUUUUCAGCCCUCGGUUUCGACAUUACCUUUUCAAGAAUCGGUUUCCUCACGUGCAGCCUCAGGCGGCGCUGGACACUGUUCUCCAGUCCUCCUACCUCGGGGACUGGUUUCUCCUCUACCUCCUUGGCCAAAACAUCAACAAUCGGGAUUUCGGGGAUGUGCUGCGGAAUCUGGCCGAGAUCCUCGGCUCUCCCUCUAUUCACCCCACUGCUCCUCUUGAUUCCAAGGACCGACGAACGGAUUGACACAUCCUUCCGCGCCUUCUCCCUCAUCCCCUUCCAGAACCAAGUCUGUGUCUUUCCUUCCCGUAGUAUUAGUGGUAUUUUGUGUGAUGGUUGAUACGAAUUAAUCGUAAGACUUAACCCCUCGUGUGCUGACAUCGAAUGCGUUUGGAAGUUUUGGAGUAGUGUAUGCGAUUCAGUGGACGGCUUCUGUCAGGAUAAAGGCUUCGCGAGAGUGUGGCACAAUAAGAGGGCGAAGUCGAAUGGUAUAAGGCCUAGUCACUCAUUCAGACUUGAUCAACCAGCAAUAUUCUUCCAUGUUAUGCCUUCCAUGUUAUGCCUUCCAUGUUAUCGCUACCAGUGAGUUCUCAAUGAUAUUCAGCCUUAGUCGUUUUCCACCGUAG